AUGUUUCCAUCUUUCGACCACCACCUCCAUCCACCGCCUGGAGUCGGACUCAAUCCGCAAAACACAAUGCUCCAACCGCUUCGAUUCGUCCGAUUACUAAGUAUGAGAGCUCGUACACAGAUUCCGCAGACAUUGUCAUACGUUGAAGGGGCGACAAUCCUUCUUCGCGGAGGGGGCGACAGGGGACCAAUCUGUCUGCAAACUGUAGUAUUUUGUGGCAUCGAUCGUAGCAUGCCUGGUGUCUGGUGCUUUCUCUAUGCAGGAGGUGAUACCGUUCUGUCGGGCUUGUCGUCGUUGUUGUCGCGGGACGUUGCAAACUUUGUCGGGGGUGAUAGGCGACCCAUAACCUAUCGGUGGCUGUGGUGUUGA
Colletotrichum truncatum is the source of this 369-nucleotide messenger RNA. RefSeq lists its product as uncharacterized. The record is from RefSeq and is a predicted model, not a curated record. NCBI's taxonomy places the organism in Eukaryota, Fungi, Ascomycota, Sordariomycetes, Glomerellales, Glomerellaceae.